Mollisia scopiformis is the source of this 1530-nucleotide messenger RNA. RefSeq lists its product as uncharacterized. Bases 1 to 1530 code for a protein of 509 amino acids. Lineage: Eukaryota; Fungi; Ascomycota; Leotiomycetes; Helotiales; Mollisiaceae. The record is from RefSeq and is a predicted model, not a curated record. The transcript is spliced from 6 exons.
AUGGCUUCCGCACCUCCAGCCCUUGACCUGUCCUCCGCCCCAGCAGAAGAUCCUCCCAAUCUCUCUGGUGGAGAAAAAGACGCAGAAGCAACACUGUCAGAUCACCCCAUAGCACCUGAUCAAUUCGACCCGAAAUGGGAAACCGAUAAAUGGGAGAUAUGGAGCUACUAUGCGUAUUAUAUUGGGAAUAAUGGGUUGACGCUUUUUAAUUUCGCGCCGACUGCUUUCCAGAAUUUGUUGUAUCAGGCUGCGGGGGAUGGGACGAGUCUGAGGUUUGCGGGCAGUUUUGCGCUACAGAUCGUGGUAUUCUUGUUUCUGGGCAGUUUUGCGGAUUUCGGAACCUGGAGACCGAACAUUCUGAUUGUGCUAUCUCUGGUUGCUUGGGGUAUUGGGUUUGGAUGGUUGGGUGUUCAUGAUGCGUCCAAGUGGGAAAUUGCUACUGGGAUGUACAUCGUUGGGCGUCUAGCACGAAAUACUCCUGAACUUCGCCAUAAAGCAGAAGAGUAUCAAGCCGGAGAAAUUACUCGAGAACAAUACGACUAUGCAGACAGUCUAAAGAGGUCUGAACUGUCUAAUAUGGCGUUCUACAUUCAGUCUCUCGGGGAGAUCAUCAUCUUAGCAAUCAUUGUUGGGGUGCUUUUCGGUGUCAACGUCAAUGCUUCAACCGCAAACAACAAUUGGGGAUUGUCGGUCCUUAUUGCUUUUGCGACGGGUAUGUGGGUCUUGCUAGCUAUCCCAUGGUUCCUGAAAGAAAAACGAAGAGCUGGUCAAGAGAUUCCACCCGGGAUGAACAUCAUAUCGGUGGGAUUCUGGCAAUUGUAUCGAGCUCUCCGUCAAAUCUGGCAUCUCAAGCAAUCCCUAAUAUACCUCAUCGGCUAUUUUCUCCUUGGAGACUCACUUAACACAAACAUUGUAGCCUACAACACCCUUGAACUAACCUACUUGUUCAUCGUCGGUAUAGCCGCGCAAGCCAUCGGCAUCUACUCCUUCUGGUGGGCCCAACGCCACUACCGCCUCUCCACCAAAACCAUGUUCAACAUCGUCGCCUUCGGGAUCAUCAUCCUCGAUUUCUGGGGUAUGAUCGGGAUCUGGACUCAAAAAUUCGGCUUCCACCACGUCUGGGAAGUCUGGCUCUACCAAGUGUAUUACGGGCUCUUCGUCUGUCCUUGGUAUUCCUACUCUCAAAUCAUGAUUUCGGAAGUCACGCCCAGAGGAAGGGAAUUCUUGUUCUUUAGCCUGUUUAGUAUUAUUGGGAAGACGAGUAGCUUUAUUGGACCCCUCGUUAGCUCGGCGAUUAUCGAUGCGAGUCCGAACGGGAAUAAUUCUACGCCGUUUUACUUUUUGACGGGGUUGAGUGCUGUUAGUUUCUUGGUGUUGGUGUUGUUUGUGGAUUUGGAAAAGAGUCGUAGGGAACAGGAGGCGUUUUUGGAGAAGGAGGAGGAAGCGAGGAGGAAAUUGGUGGGUGUUAGUGGAGAGGUUGUGGAAGAUGAUGUUAUGCCUAGUGGAGGAGAUGAGGAGAAGAAGGGAUGA